UUGUGCUCGUCGACUCGUCGUCUUGUCCGUGCUCACCUCUUCGCUCCUCUCCAUCUCCCCACCGGCCACCGCCAUGCCUUUCGAUUUCCCAUGGCUCAACAAAGCUGCCUCCACCUCGACCCCAAACCCUAGCCUGAGCAAGCCCAACAAUCCAAACCCCUUCCUCCCCAUCCAGACCCACCUCACCUCCUUCCUAUCCUCCCUCCCCCUCCCACGGGCCAUUGCGCCGCCAUGGGCUCGCAUCCCCUCCCCAUCUUCGUCGGCGGCGCUGCCAGUCGCCGAGAUCGAGGACCGGCUCGCCGGGGUGCCCGUGUACGCCCUCGCUAACUCCGCGCAGGAAUUUAUGCUCGUGUCGAAAACCCACAGGGGCGGGGGAGGGGAUGUGGCCGGCGGUGUGGGCGGAAGCGCGAGGCAUCCACCAGCGCUCGGGAUGCUCUGCUUCCGGAGGGAGGACGCCGAUAUGCUCCUCGCACAAAUGGACGACGAUAUGCGCGCUGGCUCCACCGUGGUACCUGUUGCGCUCAACAAGGUUAUCCAACUGAAGUCUGAUGGUGUGGCAUUUAGAUUUCUUCCUGAUCCUUCUCAGGUGGCUAAUGCAAUUAAGUUGAUGCAAGAUGGAGGGGAAUUUUUGAAUGAGGGAUUUCCAGGAGUUCCUGUUUUCCAGUCAAGGAGCCUUGUUCUGAGGAAUGAUAACAAGAGAUAUCGUCCAGUUUUCUUCAGAAAGGAGGACUUAGACAAGUCACUGCACCGAGCAUCUAGUGACCAGCAAAAUCCUAUCCCUGCUGUUAGGAUUGGUGACACACAGGUUUGUUCUUUGGAGGAUAUCAUCACAUCAAUGAAGGAUAGCUCCUCCUCAAAAUGGGAUGAUGCCGUUUUUGUUCCUCCAGGUUUCGACAUAGCUAUUGGCUCAGAGCCAUCACACCUCAACAAGUAGAUAUUUCUGUACAUUGAGGGUGGUCAGCUGGUAUUGUCUUGAAAAUAGUUAAACAUGGAUAUGGUAGAUUGAUAGUAUAUAUGUUCAUGCCCUUGACACCAUGACCUGAUGUGUGACUCAUUUUCAAGGUUGCCAUUCCCUGCGUUAGCAAUACGUUCCGCAAAGUAGACCAGAAGGUGAACAAACCUCAUCGAAAGUAGACCAGAAAGUAAAUCGAUCGUCAUCCCUUGUUUCUUCUAUGCAUAAUAUCGAAAUUCUGUA
Molecule: messenger RNA, 1195 nt
Organism: Aegilops tauschii subsp. strangulata
Lineage: Eukaryota; Viridiplantae; Streptophyta; Magnoliopsida; Poales; Poaceae
Product: protein TIC 22-like, chloroplastic
Biological process (GO): protein transport
Cellular component (GO): chloroplast
Source: RefSeq, a predicted model, not a curated record